AUGGUAUUUGACGAGGCGAUAAAGAAAUUCUGGAAGGAAUCGCCGAAUGGAACAGUGGUGAACUUUGCAGAAGGCUUGGAAACCCAACGUUUCCGCCUGCAAAAAGACAUGGCGGAAGAUGCACUUUGGAUUUCCAUAGAUCUCCCAGAAGCCAUGGCAGCACGCGAAAAGUUUAUUGAGCCUGAUGACAAACACCUACAUUUGGAUGUCUCCGUUUUGAACGCCGGUGCUUGGAUGCCAUUGGUGCCCAAAGACAAGCCAGUCUUCUUUACAGCCCAAGGUCUGUUCAUGUAUCUAGAAGAAGAAGAAAACAAGUACCUCUUUCAACAAUUAGCAGAUCACUUUCCUGGAGCAACCUUGCAGUUUGAUUGCAUCAGCAAGUGGUUUUCCGACAAGGCUACCAAGGGCGACUGGAAACUGACACGUCACUACACUACUCCCAAGAUGCCCUUUGGUGUGAACAAACCCAAUGUACAACUUCUUUUUGACAGUUGGGUACCAGGAAUCCAAAUCAAACAAGUCGAGAUGCCGACGGACAAGCUGGAUGGAAUGCUACGUUGGAUUGUACCGCUUUUCUUGUCCAUUCCGUAUCUCAAACGAAUGCAACCAGGUUUUUUCUUGCGCGUCAAGUUUCCAUCAAAGUAG
Cylindrotheca closterium is the source of this 645-nucleotide messenger RNA. The record is from the annotation of a GenBank genome assembly. Lineage: Eukaryota; Bacillariophyta; Bacillariophyceae; Bacillariales; Bacillariaceae.